This is a messenger RNA of Argiope bruennichi, 2239 nucleotides long. RefSeq names its product noggin-3-like. NCBI's taxonomy places the organism in Eukaryota, Metazoa, Arthropoda, Arachnida, Araneae, Araneidae. Gene Ontology annotation, biological process: negative regulation of BMP signaling pathway; negative regulation of cell differentiation; dorsal/ventral pattern formation. The record is from RefSeq and is a predicted model, not a curated record. The transcript has 3 exons. Bases 259 to 1077 code for a protein of 272 amino acids.
GAAAUGCUUUUGUGAGAACACUCACAUAUAAAGGCCCGCGCAAGGUGGCCCUUUUUCAUUUGCCCAUCCAACCAUUAAGAAGACCAUAAAAACAUUCUUCUUUUGAUUCCUUCUCUAUUACAUUCGACCAUCGAUUCUGCAAAUCGGAUAUAUUGCAGGACUCAGAUUGCAUAUAUCAACAGCUCAUAAGAAUAUUGGAUAUUUUAGAAUACCUGUAAAAUCAUCACAUCUAUUUAGAUUCAUCUAGCAUCCGGCAUCAUGUUCAAGGUCUCCGCACUUAUCAUUAUCUUCCUCUUUUCGUCGAAUCUCCUAUCCGUGGACUGUACGACAACCGAAAGCUACGAAGACAGCGUAGAAACUACAACAAGUGGCACCGUCUUCGUCCACCGGCGGAUCUCUCCUGGGUCUCCUAUGGGAAGUGGAGGGCGUUACUCCCUCAUCAACAGCCGCUUCAACCGACGACCAAAGAAGAAGAAUCUGGACCCUCACCAAUUGCUGGAGAUUUUGGGGAACUACUACAGUCCGGAAUGGAUGUCCAUCGACGAACCUCCGGCACUGGCCAACAAGGAUCCGGAUCGCGGGGCCACCUACGUUGUCCGGCAUGAUAACUGGCAACACGCGGACCUCAUCAAGCAACUCCAAGCCUCCAAUUUGAGUGUAGAAUUGGCCCAAAUGGGAGGAUCAAAAGUUCUUGAGGAACCAAUGUUUGUGAAGACUGUAGAGGCCUGGCUUUUGAAGAGAGCUUCGUGCCCUGUCAGGUAUGUUUGGGAAGACAUUGGAAACUUGUUUUGGCCUCGAUACAUCAGACGUGGAGAAUGUGCCAGUGUACCAGGUACCUGUUCCUGGCCUCCAGGCAUGCACUGUGUACCGUCUGGAACCACCACUUUGCAUGUUCUUCGCUGGCAGUGCAAGGUACCCAAAGGAAAGGGUCGUCGAAAAGCCUUCAAGCAUUCCAAAGACCAGAAGAGCAAAGAGUGGCCGCGCAAGAUCAACGAAGGCGAGCAACCAGCCAACCUCAAAUGCAGUUGGAUCCGCGUCCCUUACCCAAUCACAAAUGACUGCCUUUGCACCUGCUAAGGCUCUCAUCAUACGAAGCCCUUUUUUAUAUUGAAUGUCGAUGAAGGUCAAAUUCCAAAUAUUUAUUCGCUGUAUCAAAAUGGAGCAUGGUUGAAAAUACUUAACAACCAUGCGAUUUCAGGAAACCAAUUCCAAUUGAAUAACUAAAGAAAAGAAAUGGCACAUGGGCCUUAUUUACAAGCAAACUAAUACAAAGUUUUUCAAAGAUAGUACACGAAUGAGAUUCUUGGAAAGGAGGUGCGGAAUAGUGGAUUUUUAAAAUGGGAUCAGUGUACUUUGGUUUCUAUUUAUUGAUGUACAAAAUAUCGAAAUUUUAUGAAAAUUAAAACAUUUCAAUUUCGGUACAAACCGAAAAAAAAUCAUAAAACAAGUGAAUAUAUGUAAGUUUGUAGAAAUUUGGACAACACUCAUGUGCUUUUACUCGAAUAAUGUCAACAUAAAUUGUAAAUGAAAUGAAAAAAAAAGAUACAUUUUUAUAUUAAUUUGUUGUAAGUUACACUAUUAAAAAUUUUCAGCUGAUAUUGAUUGUAUGCUUUAUGUAAAACUGUUAACAUUCACUUUCUCAUUAUUUUGGUUUUUUUAUUUGUCCUAUAAAAGAAAGAUUAUUUGAUGGAAUUUUUAAAUGAUUUCUAAAGUUUUUAUUUAUCUUUGUGUAAAUGGACAAUUUCUUUUAAUUAACAACGAGUUUUAUAACAGUCAAAAAUGAAAGAAUCACUACUUAGUAGCACUAAAUACUUUAUUUUUAUCUAAGAUUCUUUAUAAACAUCUUUUCUAGGAAACAAAACAAGUUCAAUAAAUCGAAAUAUUAAUUUAAUUCCUUUUUAAAAGCCUUAUAUUGCUAAUGAAAUAAUAAUUAAAUAAUAAUUUUGAAAAAAAUGUGCAACUCAUUCCCUAAAGAAUCCCGUUGAAACAUAGAUUUGUUUAAAAUCUUACCUAUGAAAAACCGCAGAGAAAAAAUAUAUUUUCUGAAUCUUGAUUCGCAACCUAUAUGUUGCUGUGUACUUCAAAAGUACAAAGUUAAUAUGUAAAGGGCAGGAUCCUAUAGCAAAGUUUUCACCAAUGCUGGCCAUAUGGUGGAAAAAAUGUAUGAAUUUUUUUACUGCGAUUAUAUUUAUCUUUUUGAAAAAAAAAAUGAUUGCAAUAAAAUUUUGCAAAGAAUGAA